This is a messenger RNA of Diplodia corticola, 4281 nucleotides long. RefSeq names its product abc transporter cdr4. The record is from RefSeq and is a predicted model, not a curated record. NCBI's taxonomy places the organism in Eukaryota, Fungi, Ascomycota, Dothideomycetes, Botryosphaeriales, Botryosphaeriaceae. The transcript is spliced from 9 exons. Gene Ontology annotation, cellular component: membrane. The coding region runs from base 1 to 4281 and encodes 1426 amino acids. Gene Ontology annotation, biological process: transmembrane transport. Gene Ontology annotation, molecular function: ATP binding; ATP hydrolysis activity; ABC-type transporter activity.
AUGUUGCCACUCGACAACGACCCAGCGCUGGACCCGCUAGACGACCGGCACUUUGACCGCAACCAAUGGUUCAGUGCCAUGAAAGAGCGCAGCAAACGUUGCAGUUCGCUCACGACUUCCGGCCUGGCUUUCCGAAGCCUCCACGUGCAUGGAGUGCGUUCGGCCCUUGAAUUCCAGCGCACUGUGGGCAACUAUCCCCUCGCGCUGGCGCGGCGGUUGAAACAGUUCACAACAUCCUCACGGGAAGAUGCGCGUGUUGAUAUCCUGAAAGGACUGGAUGGAGUGGUGCGGAGUCACGAGCUACUGCUCGUUCUGGGACGCCCUGGGAGCGGAUGCUCGACUUUUCUAAAGGCCGUGGCAGGGGACACGCAUGGAAUCUGUCUGAGUCCCGACUCGCGUCUGAACUAUCAAGGAAUUCCGGCGGACAUCAUGCACACCGAGUUCCGCGGCGAGUGUGUCUAUACGGCGGAGAACGACGUCCAUUUUCCCGAACUAACGGUAGGGCAAACUUUGGCCUUCGCUGCCAGUGCCAGGGCGCCGCGUGUCCCAAUGGCAGGCAUGACCCGGCACAUGCACGCAGAGCACAUGAAGGAAGCGGUCAUAACGCUACUCGGCCUCAGGUCUGCGGUUGACACGAAGCUGGGGAAUGAGUUCAUUCGUGGGGUUAGUGGCGGGGAACGCAAGAGAGUCAGCAUUGCUGAGGCGCUGGUUGGAUGGAGUCCUUUGCAGUGCUGGGAUAACAGUACCCGUGGCCUGGAUAGCGCCACUGCGCUGGACUUCAUCCGGACACUUCGCACCUUCACCAGCACAGGAGGCUCAGCGGCCAUCAUGACAGUGUAUCAGGGAUCUCAGGCCAUGUACGACCUUUUCGAUAAAGUUACUUUACUUUACGAGGGUCGUCAGAUUUUCUUUGGUCGUACCGAUCGGGCGAAGCGGUAUUUUGAAGAGCUCGGGUUUCGGUGCCCUGAAGAAACAACAACGGCAGAUUUCCUUACAGGUUUGACCAAUCCGGCUGAGGCUGGGGCUCUUGUGCAAGACGGAUACCAAGACCGUGUCCCCCGAACGGCGGGCGAGUUCAUGGACUGUUGGGUCAGGAGCGUAGACUACGCUAUUCUGAUGCAGGAUAUUGACCUGUUUGAGAAGGAGUUUCCGCUUGGUGGGGAAGGGUUGGCCAGAUUUCGGGAAGCCACGCGAUCUCAGAAAGAUGAGUCGUUACAGCGUAACUCCCCAUACACCAUUGCCCUGUCAAAACAAGUGCAGAUAUGCAUGCAAAGAGGCUACCAAAGGCUUCGUAACGAAUGGAGCCCGCCGCUAUCAAACAUCAUUGGCAAUACCGUCAUGGCUAUCAUUGUUGGAAGUCUCUUCUACAACAUGAGCAAAGACACUGGCAGUUUCUACCAACGCGGCGUCCUGAUUUUCUUUGCUUCGCUGCUGAACGCAUUCAUGAGUGCUUUUGAGGUUCUCACAAUGUGGGCUCAGCGACCAAUUGUUGAAAAGCACAGUCGCUACGCCUUAUACCAUCCCGUUGCAGAGGCCGUGUCAUCCAUGAUUUGCGACCUGCCUAACAAGAUACUCACCUCGAUUUUCUUCAACGCAGCGCUUUACUUCAUGACCAACCUCCGCCGCACCCCCGGCGCUUUCUUUACGUUUUACCUCUUCUCGCUCGUCAGCCUGUUGACCAUGUCUAUGUUCUUUCGCAUGAUUGGGUCCAUCUCGCGCACCGUCGAGCAGACUAUGGCACCGGUCGGGAUCUUCCUCGCGAACUACAUGAUCUACACGGGGUUUGUCAUCCCAACGGGCUACAUGCACCCAUGGCUACGUUGGGUGGGGUAUAUUGACCCGGUCAGCUACGCAUUUGAGAGCUUGAUGAUCAACGAGUUCUACGGCGUCCGCUACCCCUGCGCUACCUUCAUUCCUGAGGGACCAACGUACGCAAAUAUCACCACAGAUCAAAGGGUAUGUUCGGCCGUCGCCGCAGUGCCGGGUGAGAGCUUCGUCGAUGGUGGUGCAUUCCUCGUGGAGUCUUACGGCUAUUAUCAAAGCCACAUGUGGCGAAAUCUGGGAAUUUUGUUUGCCAUGAUGUGCUUUUUUUGCUGUAUCCACUUACUUGCCGCCGAGUUCAUCCAGGCUCAGAAGUCCAGGGGCGACGUUCUACUCUUCCGUAGACGCGACGUUCAGCUGAUCAAACAAGGUGAUGAGGAGACAUCUUCAGCUGCGUCGUCGGUCAUCCGUCCCAAGAUCGACGAAGCCUCCAGCCCAGGCAGUGCUACUGUGGCACGCUUACAGCAACACACCGCGGUCUUUCACUGGGAAGGUGUCAGUUACGACGUCAAAGCCGGCCGGUCUAAGAAGAGGCUGCUUGACCGAGUUGAUGGCUGGGUCAAGCCUGGAACGCUCACAGCACUGAUGGGCGCAACGGGCGCUGGGAAGACAACACUUCUCGAUGUUUUGGCUUCGAGAGCAUCAGCUGGUAUCGUGCACGGAAAGAUGAUGGUAAAUGGCUGCGAACGUGAUACCGGGUUCCAACAGAAGACAGGUUACGUGCAGCAGAUGGACUUGCAUUUGUCUACCGCCACGGUACGAGAGGCACUUUCUUUUAGUGCGCUCUUACGACAGCCAGCUACGACUGCAAGAAGCGAAAAGCUGGCAUAUGUUGAGGAGAUCAUCAAGAUGCUUGAAAUGGAAACGUAUGCUGAUGCCAUCGUCGGAGUCCCCGGAUCAGGUUUGAACAUCGAGCAGCGGAAGCGCCUAACGAUAGCUGUCGAGAUGGCAGCAAAACCUGAAUUUCUCUUAUUUCUCGAUGAGCCAACAUCGGGACUUGACAGUCAAACCGCGUGGUCUAUCUGCAAUCUUUUAAGAAAGUUGGCCUCCAAUGGCCAGUCCAUCCUUUGCACCGUGCACCAGCCUUCGGCGACGCUUUUCCAGGCAUUUGAUCAGCUGCUGCUUCUCGAAGCACCCGGCAAGACGGUGUAUUUCGGGCCAAUUGGUGAAAACUCACAUGCCGUCAUCAACUACUUCGAGAAAAAAGGAGCCAGGCCCUGCAAAGCUGGGGAAAACCCCGCUGAGUGGUUGCUUGAAGUGUGCAGAAGCACACCAGACAUUGCGCAGAAGUGGCAGCUGUCGGAGGAGAAGAAAUCGGUGAAGGAACACCUGCAAGAACUCGCGCAAGAUCUGAAGGACAAGAAACUGAGCCAAACGUAUUCAAAACCAUCGUACGCUUUUGCGGAAUCAUUUUGGGUCCAGCUUUACGAAGUCACUAAGCGGGCCUUUGGGGAACAUUGGCGGACGCCAACCUAUUUUUGGUCGAUGUUCUUCCUCUGUACCGGCACUGCUUUUUUCAUCGGCUUCUCAUUUUGGAUGUCUCCAAACACGAUCCAGGGCCUCCAGAACCAGGUGUUUGCCGUUUUCCUGAUCCUUACCAUGUUCACCAACAUCAUGCAACUCAUCAUACCCAAGUUCACCGCCAUCCGAGCGUUGGCGGAGGCCCGCGAGUUGCCAUCCAAGACGUAUUCCUGGCCGGUCUUCAUUCUUUCAAACAUCUUGCUCGAACUCCCCUGGCAAACCCUCAUUUCCGUCACUGUCUAUCUUGUAUGGUACUUCCCUUUGGGUAAUUACUUUACGGCGGCAAGCGCCGGACCGGAUACCAGCGAGCGGGCUGGACUAACGCUUUUACUCAUCUGGGCGUUUAUGCUCUUCAGCAGCACCUUCUCGCAUCUGGUUGCGGCAGGAGUCGAGCAUGCCCAGACCGCCAUCCAGCUCGCGCAGCUGUUCUACUACCUGUUACUUGUUUUCUGCGGCGUUCUCGUAAACGAAAGCGCUUUUCCUGGAUUCUGGACCUUCAUGUACCGUGUAUCCCCGCUGACAUAUCUUGUAGCCGGCCUGAUCUCAGCUGGCCUGGGCGGCACAGAGGUGAGUUGUUCGAGCGUUGAAGUGAGGGAGAUGACGGCGCCUCACGGUAUGAGUUGCGGAGACUAUCUGUCGGUAUACGUGAACACUGCGGGUGGAAGGGUGUUGAACCCGGGAAGCAGUGGCCAGUGCCGUUUCUGUCCGCUUGUCCAUGCUGAUGCAUACCUCGAGAGCGCCAACAUCGAGUAUAUGGAGAGAUGGAGGAACUUGGGGCUGAUUUUCGCGUACAUCACAUUCAAUGUCUGCGGUACCUUUUUACUGUAUUGGGUUGCCCGCGUGCCGAAAGGUAGGGCUGCUGCUGCCAGGGCGACUUCUCGGACGGAGUUCUCAGAGGACGACCAUAGCCACAGUGUGGAAAGGCGGGCGGAAAAGUAA